GUAAACGUCAGAUCAGAUACAAAGUUGGCAGGGGAGCAGAGGAAAAAAUAAGAGAUGCACCCCGCAAUAAGUGAAGGCCAGUGAAUUAAAUCGGUUAGUGGCAGUGAAGAGCAGCUGCAGUGGCUGGAACAUGGAGGAAAACGGUCCAGAGUUGAAAUUUGUCUCACCAAAUGGUGACAUCAUCACAUCUGGUGACGACACAAGGGCAGAUGAGAGGAGGGGAGAACCCGAGAAACAGUCAAGGCAAUGGAAGGGCAAGCCACCCGGAAGCGCUUUUCUCAAUGAUGCGAGAUCGAGAUCUGUGACGAGCUCGAGAGUACAAAUACUGUGAAGGAUCCAAUCCAACCAGCUACCUUAUACCUACCACCUUGAUCUUUCACACUCCAACUCAACUACUCAUCUCAACCAACCAAUUGAAGCUAUACCCAUCUCUAAAUUCUUCAACUCAUCACAUCAAAAUGUCUCUGCACUAUCUCCCCCCCGUCAAGCCCUCUGCCAUCGCUCUCGGCACGGCCUUCAACCACGGCAUUGAGCUCGCCGUCCUCGCUCCCAUCUUCGGCCAGACCUACCAGCGCGCCAAGGCUGCCAACACCAAGGAGGAGUUCAUCCGCUCCAAGGAGGCUUCCGGUGCUGCUCUCGCCUGGGGCUCUUCCCUCAUCGGCUCUGCUCUUCAGUCUUAUGGUGUCGGUGCUCUCAUCAACGCCACUGGUACCCUGAGCUACAAGGGCGCUGCUUACCUUGGAUCCCUCAUCUUCUUCGCUACCUCUGCUCCCGGCUACAUUGCUCAGAUCUUCGUAGAGAAGCGACCUCUCGACACCGUCGGCGUCAGCCUGGCUACCAAGCUCGUUGAGACCCUCGGUCUCUCCGUCUUCCUCACCUGGUGGGGAACCCGAACCAACCCUUUUGAGUAAAUCCUCUCUUGACCAAGGUUUCUUAAUCUCCCCACGAUCGGGAUAGGGUUUUCGUGAUGAAUUUGUUAUACCGCGGCUUCGGGCCUGUGUGAAAUACCUAGGGAUAGGGACGAUGUACCUAUAACAGAAAGCCAAUAAGGCAAAAUAAUACCACACAAAUGAACAAAACUAUAAACUGAUAAAGUGAUGUCAAUUACUUGAAUGCAUA
Fusarium verticillioides 7600 is the source of this 1119-nucleotide messenger RNA. RefSeq lists its product as hypothetical. The coding region runs from base 459 to 911 and encodes 150 amino acids. Lineage: Eukaryota; Fungi; Ascomycota; Sordariomycetes; Hypocreales; Nectriaceae. The transcript is spliced from 2 exons. The record is from RefSeq and is a predicted model, not a curated record.